Molecule: messenger RNA, 1259 nt
Organism: Galeopterus variegatus (Sunda flying lemur)
Lineage: Eukaryota; Metazoa; Chordata; Mammalia; Dermoptera; Cynocephalidae
Gene: PDLIM1
Product: PDZ and LIM domain 1
Exons: 6
Coding region: 110-919 (269 amino acids)
Biological process (GO): muscle structure development; actin cytoskeleton organization; heart development
Cellular component (GO): filamentous actin; stress fiber; adherens junction
Molecular function (GO): actin binding; muscle alpha-actinin binding
Source: RefSeq, a predicted model, not a curated record
AGCCUGCUCUCCCCGUUUUUUCUAGGUCACUCCUGGAAGCAAGGCUGCUUUAGCUAAUUUAUGUAUUGGAGAUGUAAUCACAGCCAUUGAUGGGGAAAAUACUAGCAGUAUGACACACCUGGAGGCUCAGAACAAAAUUAAGGGCUGCACAGACAACAUGACUCUCACGGUCACCAGAUCUGAACAUAAAAUCUGGUCUCCUCUGGUUGUGGAGGAAGGCAAGCGUCAUCCAUACAAAAUGAAUUUAGCCUCUGAACCCCAAGAGGUCCUGCACAUAGGAAGCGCCCACAACCGAAGUGCCAUGCCCUUCACUGCCUCGCCUGCCUCCAGCACUGCCCCCCGAGUCAUCACGAACCAGUACAACAACCCAGCUGGCCUCUAUUCUUCUGAAAACAUCUCUAACUUCAACAACGCCUUGGAAUCAAAAACUGCAGCCAGCAUGGAGGAGGCGAAUGGCAGACCCCUAGAUCAUUCUCAGCCUCCCGGUGGCCUUGUCAUCACCCAAGAAUCUGAAGUUUACAAGAUGCUUCAGGAGAAACAGGAGUUGAAUGAGCCUCCAAAACAGUCCACGUCAUUCCUGGUUUUGCAGGAAAUCCUGGAGUCUGAGGAAAAAGGGGAUCCCAACAAGCCCUCAGGAUUCAGAAGUGUUAAAGCUCCUGUCACCAAAGUGGCUGCAUCGAUUGGAAAUGCUCAGAAGUUGCCUAUGUGUGACAAAUGUGGCACGGGCAUUGUCGGUGUGUUUGUGAAGCUGCGGGACCGUCACCGCCACCCUGAAUGUUACGUGUGCACUGACUGUGGCACCAACCUGAAACAGAAGGGCCAUUUCUUUGUGGAGGAUAAAAUCUACUGUGAAAAACAUGCCCGGGAGCGAGUCACACCACCUGAGGGCUAUGAUGUGGUCACUGUGUUCCCCAAGUGAUUCAGCAGAUCUGGACUGACCUCUGUUCUUUAACCAUGUUGUCUUCCAAAUGGUCUAGUUCUCUCCUCUCUUGAGAGUUCUGUGCUUCCCUUGGUUCUGCUCUGCUCAUUAAAUACCAAGUCCCCCACUUUUGGCAACUGAUUCACACUGGCUCUGUGACGGCUGGCUUUUACGAUUCAUGGAAAAUUAUUUUCGUUCUAAGUCACCUUGCUAGUAUCACUAUGUAUUUCCUCACCUCAGUUCUUCUCUGCUGCAAAUGGACGUCAGGCAGAUUUGAACCAAACCAAAUUUAGUGAGUCAUAUGAUUUUGUUUUUACUCAAUAAAUGUACAGACUCUGAA